AUGGAUUCGGUGACAUCAGCACUUGCAAAUGUGGCUGCUAAUAAAGGUGGUAUUUAUGGAAGUCUAGUUUAUUUACGUUCCGAAAUGUCAAAAAAAAAUGGAGCAUUAAAAGAAUUUCAAGAAUAUGGUGGUGUCAAAAUAUUGAGCAGAUUACUACAACAAGUUAACCCUAAAAUAACAUCAUUAGUUUUAAGCAUUCUUGGAGACUACAGUAUGAAUUCAGAGUGCCGUGAGGAAUUACUUCAUUAUGGUGUUCUCAAAGACCUUAGUUUCAUAAUGAAAAAUAUAAAUGUUGAUUCGAUUCACUAUCGCAUAUUUAGGUUGAUCGCUAAUCUAGCUAAAUCUGAAGCCCAUAUUCAUGCCAUGUACAAACAUAAUAUUCAUAGUAUAACUAUACAAAUAUUAUCAAAUACUGAUAGUGAUCUUACCAGAUAUACAGCAAUUCGAGCUCUUAGAAAAAUAUUUGAAAAUUCAUCAAAAAUUGGUUGUUCAGAAAUGUUAAAAUUACGAGCUGUUAAAAUAAUCUCAGAUUCCUUAAAAUCAGAACGCAAGGAAAUAGUUAUGGCUGUUCUAAGAGCUCAAACCGCCAUUUUGUAUCGAGUUUUAGAUUUAAAACAUGCAAAAAAUAGCUUGGAUGCUGUUGUACAGAUUUUAGGAAAUAGUGAAGAAAAAAGUAUUGAUAACAUAUGUAUUUUAGUGAAUUUACUACCAGAACAACCAUUAGUUUCCAAAAUUAUAUACGCAAUGUGUAAAAUUCGAGACGCUUUAGGAUAUUUACAUCAAUCACGUUUGAUCGUGCAUAUCACUGAAAUUCUAAAAAAAGAAGAUAACCAUUAUUUAACAUUAUCAAUGUGCCUUUUAUUGCAAUGCCCACUCAACCGUAUUAGAUUUGUUGGUAUACAAGACUGGCAGAGCAUAUUUUUGGGCUUAAUUACCAGUACAAAUCAUACUUACAUUGAUAUAGCAAUUAAUACUUUACCACAUUUUCAAUACUGCAAGGUUACGAUAAAAGUAUGUAUCAACUUAUUCUAUUCUGUGGUAUCACUCAAAUAA
Molecule: messenger RNA, 1053 nt
Organism: Macrosiphum euphorbiae (potato aphid)
Lineage: Eukaryota; Metazoa; Arthropoda; Insecta; Hemiptera; Aphididae
Source: the annotation of a GenBank genome assembly